AUGCCAAAAUGCCUCUCCUACAAGCCUCCAGUCAACACGGAAUUGGCUAAACAAACGGUGUUCCGCCAUAGUCGGCGAAUGACAAGGGUACUCAUACAAGAUUGUCACCUGCGACUUAAGAAAUACGCACACUGUGCUGAAAACUACCGGAUGCUUGUUACACGCCGGUGUGGGGAAUCGACUGCCGCCUCAUUGGAGAACACAUUACUAGCAUUGGGACGAAAGAAACGUGCUAACAGAGAUGCGGAUUUAUCGAUAAAGUUCAUGACACUGCAGACCGCACAAGAGCAGGAAACCGAACAAACGAUAGUACAUAACCUCUCGUCAAAACAACUUACUGUGACCCAAACAAAAGUUCUACAACGUGGAUCUGGUUUUAACACAACUGACGCCGACCCGGUCACCUUCAUUGCUUCUUUCGAAUCAGUGCUUCGUCAAACCGGCGCCACAGACGAGGUAAAGGACCUCCUUCGACAUCAAGUCUCUUCACUUCUCAUGUCGCACCGGAAAACCCAUGCCCUGCUAAGAGAUGAACAAAAGGCCCUAAGGGAGCUGAAAGCGGACACCGAAAUAGUUAUUCUACCUGCUGACAAAGGCCGGUCAACCGUCAUCCUCGACAAGGUGGACUACCGACGCAAAGCCCUCCUGCUCCUCAACGAUCGAGAGUCCUAUAAAGUCAGCGACGCCGCCAGUCAAAAGUCCCUAGUGGCAAAGGUUAACAGAACUCUGGCUCGACUAAAAAAGGACAAGGUCAUCACCGUCAAAGACUGGUAUAUGGCAAAGCCCGCAGAAACCGCUAUGGCGAGAUUCUAUGGUCUCCCAAAAGUACACAAGCCAGAUGUUCCCCUCCGUCCUAUCGUCUCGCUCCGAGGCACACCCACAUACGGGCUUGCAAGCUGGCUAUUUCAGAAGCUAAGAUUCCUAACUGCAGGCUCACAAACAACGGUGCACUCAGCAGAACAAUUCCUUGACAAAAUAAGGGCAGUCACGAUCGAACCGAAUGAAAGGAUGGUGUCUUUUGACGUCGUCUCACUCUUCACGUCCAUACCACAGACCCUUGCGGUCGAAACGCUCAGUGACCUGCUACGUCAAAAUUACGACGGAGGCGAUGGCCAGCCCACAGCUCAGGAUCUCAUAGAACUCAUGGGGCACUGCCUCAAGACAUUCUUUACCUUCGAAGGGACCACAUACGAGCAGAUCAAGGGCACUCCAAUGGGUUCACCAAUCUCCGGACUCAUUGCCGAGGCGGUUCUACAAAAACUCGAGAGACGACUAUUCGAGGAGUACAAACCCAAGUUUUGGGCACGCUACGUUGAUGACACCUUCGUGAUCAUAGACCAGGAUAAAAUCAACUACUAUGCGGAAGUACUGAACUCAAUCNGCUGUGCACAGGACCUCUCAGUCCCUGAAGAUGGGUAG
Messenger RNA from Spirometra erinaceieuropaei, 1419 nucleotides. NCBI's taxonomy places the organism in Eukaryota, Metazoa, Platyhelminthes, Cestoda, Diphyllobothriidea, Diphyllobothriidae. The record is from the annotation of a GenBank genome assembly.